GCAGCCGGCAGCGUCUCCACACCAUGAAUUACCCGGGCCGUGGGUCCCCGCGGAGCACUGAGCAUAACGGCCGGGGUAGCGGAGGCUGGGAGCUGGGCUCGGAUGCGGGGUCGGCAUUCGGCGGCAGCGUUUGCUGCUUCGAGCACCUGCCGGGCGGGGAUCCGGGCGAAGGCAGCGUGCCCCUAACCCUGCUGCGCGGGGAGCCCGGGCUGCACUUGGCGCCGGACGCCGAGGACCUCAACCACCUGGCGCUGGAGUCCUGCCUCAGUGACGAGAACUAUGAUUUCAGCUCCGCCGAGUCGGGGUCCUCGCUGCGCUACUACAGCGAGGGCGAGAGCGGCGGCGGCGGCGGCAGCGGCAGCACCCCGUCGCUGCCGCCGCCGCCGCAGCAGCCACCGCUGGUCGCGACGAACUCGGGGGGCAGUGGGGCUGCGGGAGGGGGUUCCGGGGAGAGGAAGCGAACCCGGCCCAGCGGCCCGACAGCCCGGCACCGCUACGAGGUGGUGACGGAGCUGGGCCCUGAGGAGGUUCGCUGGUUCUACAAGGAAGACAAGAAAACCUGGAAGCCCUUCAUCGGCUACGAUUCUCUCCGCAUCGAGCUGGCUUUCCGGACCCUGCUACAAGCCACUAGCGCUCGGCCCCAGGCCGAGGACCCGGAUAACCAGCAUGUGUGCGGCCCGGCUUCCCCGCUGGGCCGGGCCUCUAGCUCCGGAGAGGAAGACGACGAGGACCGCGCCUGCGGCUUCUGCUCGCGGGCGGCUGGGCUUGAGCCCCAGAUGGAGGAGCUGGUGAACAUCGAGCCGGUUUGCGUGCGCGGCGGCCUCUACGAGGUGGAUGUGACCCAAGGAGAGUGCUACCCAGUGUACUGGAACCAGGCUGAUAAAAUACCAGUAAUGCGUGGACAGUGGUUUAUUGAUGGUACUUGGCAGCCUCUAGAAGAAGAAGAAAGUAAUUUAAUUGAGCAAGAACAUCUCAGAUGUUUUAGGGGUCAGCAGAUGCAGGAAAAUUUUGAUCUUGAAGUAUCAAAAUCCUUAGAUGGAAAAGAUGUUGUCCACCACCUCCCUCCCUUCUCCCUCCCUUCUCUGUUCAAAUGGAGAGGAUAUAAGGAGAGUACAGAUGCGGCAGGUCUUAAAAGAAAGCGUUCCCAAGCUAUUUAUAGUUUCAAAUUGAGUCGAAACCAUGUGGACUGGCAUAGUAUGGAUGAAGUAUAUCUUUAUAGUGAUGCAACCACAUCUAAAAUUGCAAGAACAGUCACCCAAAAACUAGGAUUUUCUAAAGCAUCAAGUAGUGGGACCAGACUUCAUAGAGGUUAUGUAGAAGAAGCCACAGUAGAAGACAAGCCAUCACAGACUACCCACAUUGUGUUUGUUGUGCAUGGCAUUGGACAGAAAAUGGACCAAGGAAGAAUUAUCAAAAAUACAGCCAUGAUGAGAGAGGCUGCAAGAAAAAUAGAAGAAAGGCAUUUUUCCAACCAUGCAACACAUGUUGAAUUUCUGCCUGUUGAGUGGCGGUCAAAACUUACUCUUGAUGGAGAUACUGUUGAUUCCAUUACUCCUGACAAAGUACGGGGUUUAAGAGAUAUGCUGAACAGCAGUGCAAUGGACAUAAUGUAUUAUACGAGCCCACUUUAUAGGGAUGAACUAGUUAAAGGCCUUCAGCAAGAGCUGAAUCGAUUAUAUUCCCUUUUCUGUUCUCGGAAUCCAGACUUUGAAGAAAAAGGGGGUAAAGUCUCAAUAGUGUCCCACUCCUUGGGAUGUGUAAUCACUUACGACAUAAUGACUGGCUGGAAUCCAGUUCGACUCUAUGAACAGUUGCUACAGAAGGAAGAAGAAUUGCCUGAUGAACGGUGGAUGAGCUAUGAAGAAAGACAUCUUCUUGAUGAACUCUAUAUAACAAAACGACGGCUGAGGGAAAUAGAAGAACGGCUGCAUGAAUUGAAGGCAUCGUCCAUAACACAAACACCUGCCUUAAAAUUUAAGGUUGAGAAUUUCUUCUGUAUGGGAUCCCCACUAGCUGUUUUUUUGGCAUUGCGUGGCAUCCGCCCAGGAAACACUGGAAGUCAAGACCAUAUUUUACCUAGAGAGAUUUGUAAUCGGUUGCUAAAUAUUUUCCAUCCUACAGAUCCAGUGGCUUAUAGAUUAGAACCAUUAAUAUUGAAACACUACAGCAACAUUUCACCUGUCCAGAUCCACUGGUACAAUACUUCAAAUCCUCUACCUUAUGAGCAUAUGAAGCCAAGUUUUCUCAACCCAGCAAAAGAACCUACCUCAAUUUCAGAGAAUGAAGGCAUUUCAACCCUACCAAGCCCUGUGACCUCACCAGUCUUAUCCCGCCGACACUAUGGAGAAUCUAUAACUAAUAUAGGCAAAGCAAGCAUAUUAGGAGCUGCUAGCAUUGGAAAGGGGCUUGGAGGAAUGCUGUUCUCAAGAUUUGGACGUUCAUCUGCAUCCCAGCCAUCGGAGACAUCAAAAGACUCAAUGGAAGAUGAGAAGAAAUCAGUUCCUUCUCCUUCUACUACCACCGUGGCAACCCAGACCCUUCCACAUAGCAGUUCUGGCUUUCUUGAUUCUGCAUAUUUCAGACUUCAAGAAUCGUUCUUUUAUCUCCCACAACUUCUUUUUCCGGAAAAUGUAAUGCAGAAUAAAGAUAAUACCCUCGUGGAAUUGGAUCACAGGAUCGAUUUUGAACUCAGAGAAGGCCUUGUGGAGAGCCGCUAUUGGUCAGCUGUCACGUCACACACUGCCUACUGGUCAUCCUUGGAUGUGGCCCUCUUUCUUUUAACUUUCAUGUAUAAACACGAGCACGAUAAUGAUGCAAAACCCAAUUUAGAUCCAAUCUGAACUCUUGAAGGACAUUAAUGAUCCAAAACUGAUUUUUUUUUCUGUUAAAAUAUGUGUGUCAAGAUAUGAAGAUUUCAGGGUUAAGUAUGUUCCAGUUUUGUUUGGGGCAAGAAAUAUUUGAAUUUAAAAGCACUUUAUUUAAAAAAAAAAAAAAAAACACAUUUUCAGUUCUAAAGAAGUUACUUACAGUUCCAUUAUUUCGAUUAUGAAUCUGACAGAACUCCCUGCAGAGAAUCAAGUAAGACCUGGAAGUGAGGAAGGUUUGGGUGAACUGCAUGUAAAGGUUACAAAUUACAAUCUAAUUUCACCAAAAUAUAAAAUCAUAUUAAUGGGUUGAAUCUAAUGUAUUAACCAAAAUAUGUUAUAAGUCUAAAAUGUUCAAGGUUCAAUGUAGUCUGUAAAGAUUACAGUGUGGUAUAUCAUUGUUUUAAAUUUUAUGAAAUCUUCCAUUUUCACAAUUCCUUUGAAAGAAGAGAAACUAAUGCUAAAAAACAAUAUUUUAGUUGAACUAAAAAGAACAAUAUUUGAACUACUAUAUUUAUAAUUUAUGACCUCUGACUAAUUGCUUUAUUUCAGUGUAUGAAACAUUACAUUUUUUAAUGUUUCCUUUGAAUUAAUUUAAGAACCACAUUUAGUUUCUAUAGUGUUAAGACCCUUUUUUCUCAGAAUUCCAUCUUUGUACUCUUCAGAUGAACAUAUAGACACUGUGGUAUACUUUCGAUAUUUUUUUCAUUAAAAACUUGUGUUUCAUACAACACUAGUUCAGUUUUUCUUUAAGUGAACUUUUUAUUAUGUCCCAUAUAUCUCAAAGAAAGUAAAAUUUUUCUAAACUUGGCAGUACUCCAUAUUGGGUACAUUUCAUUAACUUUAUUAGAAAACCAUUAGACAUCUUUGGAAUAAGGAAUAUGAAAACAAAAAAAAUGUAUAAACAUUUAUGUGCCAAAUAUUAACAUAGAUGAAGGGAUCUAGGGCUACUAACAAAUUUUUAAAGUAUUAAAACAGAGUAGGCACAAUGAAUCAAGACACUGAGGCCCUAAAAGGGUUUUUCUCAGCCGUGAUUGUUUCCACAGUGCUUUUCAUCUGGGGAGCUCAAAGGGCUUUAAGAGAUGUGCAUUCAGCAAUGUGGGUAGUUGCUCCUCCAGGUAAGUAAAUGAGCAUUGUUUUCAUGUUACCUGUUACUACACCAAGGCACCAAAACGUUUAAAGUGCCUUGCAUUAGAUUACAUAGCAAAUCAGGACUUGGAUGAAGGCAGACCAUAUUAUUUUACAUGCUGUUUAAAAUUCACAUGUGACCUGUUAGUUUGCAGACAAUAGCAGAAGUUGAAGAAAUGACUGUGUAACCAAUAUAUUACCCUGCAUAUCCAUUCUUGGGUCUUCACACACAAAGAAGUUUUUUUAAAAGAGCGGAUAGUAGCCAUCUCUGCCACAGCCAACCCUCACUUCUGAGUGCUUCCACUAGGUUCCACUCAAGGUGCUGUUUUUAUUUAUCUUGCAAGGAAUUUCUUAGCUUCCCAGCAGUCACUGUUGGGGGGUAGGGGUAGUGGAGUCCGUCAGUCUCACAUCCCACCUCCUCUCUUUAUAGGUUAGUAGAACCUCUGGUUUAUUCAGAGGCUUUAUUCCACACCAUCAGUACUAUUGGCUGUUUUGGCCUUACAUUGAAUUUGCACAAUAUGAAGCACUUCUUUUUAAUAUUUAAAAAAGUCUGAAGGCUCCAUGACCAAGUUCAUGACUCAGUAAGAAGCCCUUGCUAUAAAAGGCUUUUGAUGGUAUCUUAGCAAAACUGAAGCAAUCCCCUUUUAAUUCAGAGUUACCUAUGAACUCAGGUCAUUUUCAUAGCCUGUUUAUUUUUUAGGUCUAAUUUAGUUCUCAGGAAAAUUAAACCCAUGUCAUAUGACUGUCUUUAAAGGUACUUGAACAUAUGUUGCUGUAUUUGGUUUGACACUUAAAUGCCCAAGAGCUUUAGGGGUUCCUUCUUAACCACUGCAAUGUGAAGAGCCUUUUUUUACCUUAAAAGAGUAAGAUUCCAUCACACAUUUUAAUUUGAUAUUGAGAAGAAAAAUAAGUUACCAUAACUGAAGGAAUAUGUCCACUUUCUUUACUUCAUAUUGGAAAACAGUCAAAUUUUACCACUCAGAGUUUACUUGAAUUCUUGGAAAGAACAACAUUCAAAACCUUCUUUUCAAAAUAGAUAUCCUGGACCACUGGGCAGGUGUUUGUUUCCAAUUAUUUCCUCGAUGAGAGAUGGUGAUUUUAGUUUUAUCGUAUUCUUGUUUUCAUGUCUCUGCAUGUUUAUCAUGGGAUGUACUUGUAUAUACUCAAGUGAUAUACAGAGUAUGUGUAAUUCUGGCUUGAUAUAGAAGCUAAGUCCGUUACUGAGUAACAUUUUGCAACUUUAUUCCAGCAAGUACUAAAUUGGCCAAAAAAAGUCCUGUUUUUGAUACUAUUAAAAUUUUAUUCUCUA
Messenger RNA from Marmota flaviventris (yellow-bellied marmot), 5301 nucleotides. It is a transcript of the gene Ddhd1, whose product is annotated as DDHD domain containing 1. NCBI's taxonomy places the organism in Eukaryota, Metazoa, Chordata, Mammalia, Rodentia, Sciuridae. Gene Ontology annotation, molecular function: metal ion binding; glycerophospholipase activity. Gene Ontology annotation, cellular component: cytoplasm. The record is from RefSeq and is a predicted model, not a curated record.